Messenger RNA from Quercus lobata, 903 nucleotides. RefSeq lists its product as uncharacterized. The record is from RefSeq and is a predicted model, not a curated record. The transcript has a single exon. The coding region runs from base 1 to 903 and encodes 300 amino acids. NCBI's taxonomy places the organism in Eukaryota, Viridiplantae, Streptophyta, Magnoliopsida, Fagales, Fagaceae.
AUGGCGGAGUUAUCCCAUCAGAACCAGGAGUUGACUAGGGAACUUAAUUUAAGGAGGCAGCAUCACAAAGGGAAUACUAAAGGACAAGCCCAGAGUCAAGAAGAUAGAAGGAAUGUUAAACUCGAAAGCCAGUCAAAGGUUACCACUUCACACAGGGUACCACACCUAGAAAGAGAAAUGGACCAAAUGAGAAAGGCUAUGGAUGAGAUGAGGGAGAAUAUGAGAAGGGCGAACCCUGUAGAAGAUCUAGUCUACAGAACUGACUCCCCUUUUACGGCCUCCAUCAACAGUCACCCCUUGCCACCGAAGUUCAAGAUGCCUUCUUUAGAUUCGUAUAAUGGGAUGCGUGACCCAUUUGAUCACAUUGCCACCUUCAAGACCACCAUGCACCUUCAAGGGGUUCCAGAUGAGAUAAUGUGUAGAGCCUUCCCCACCACCCUCAAAGGGCCCGCACGAGUGUGGUUUAGCAAGAUACCUCCGAAUAUAGUGAGUUCCUUCGAAGAGUUAAGCAUGUUAUUCGUUAAUAAUUUUAUCGGAAGACAAAGGCACAAGCGUUUUUCGUCUAGCUUGCUAACCAUAGAACAGGGAGAAAAUGAAAGUUUUCUGUCCUUCAUUAUGCAUUUAAAUAGGGAAGUCCUGACAGUGGAUGAAAUGGAUGACAAGCUACUACUGGCGGCCUUUCAUAAUGGGACUAAUUCUGACCUAUUCACCCAUAAACUUUAUGAGCAACAGCCCCAGACCAUGGCAGAACUCGUCUAUUCAGCCCAAAAUUUUAUGAACACGGAAGAUGCAAUCAUAGCCAAGAAGAGGAAGAGAGUUGAGAAAAUGGAAGCAAACCUCUCGCGCCAUUCUGAACAAGGUCCUCGUUCUAAGAAGGGACGAACGGAAGAUAAGAAACACUAA